This is a messenger RNA of Schistosoma rodhaini, 405 nucleotides long. NCBI's taxonomy places the organism in Eukaryota, Metazoa, Platyhelminthes, Trematoda, Strigeidida, Schistosomatidae. The record is from the annotation of a GenBank genome assembly.
AUGGGCCGAAAGGGUGUUCGUAAUGCUCGCUAUAAAGUUAAAAAUCGUACAAGGGAUAUCGACCAGAUAUCUAGUGACCUCAAAGAGGAAAAUUUCGCCAAACGAGUUAGUGAAGCUACGGAACCAGACGAAGAUAAGCCUGGUCUUGGUCAAUUCUUUUGUAUCUUUUGUGACAAGUAUUUUAUUGAUCAGAUUACUCUUGAUCUUCACAAGAAGCAGAAACCUCAUAAGAGAAGGUUAAAGUCUCUUGAAGAACCCCCACAUACACAAGAAGAUGCAGAUUUCGCUGCUGGAAUUCUAAAGGACGAUUAUAAAAUAUCUUCUAAAAAGCGAUGCAUAUCACCUGAUUUGUGUCCACAGAGCAUUCAAUCAAUACCAUUUGUUUCAUAUACUUAUGUGGAAUAA